Molecule: messenger RNA, 1711 nt
Organism: Talaromyces stipitatus ATCC 10500
Lineage: Eukaryota; Fungi; Ascomycota; Eurotiomycetes; Eurotiales; Trichocomaceae
Product: FAD synthetase, putative
Exons: 3
Coding region: 435-1109 (224 amino acids)
Biological process (GO): FAD biosynthetic process
Molecular function (GO): FMN adenylyltransferase activity
Source: RefSeq, a predicted model, not a curated record
AUAGCCGACUGUCAAGUUAGCGUGGAAAAACAAGUUAAACAGUCUUGGAUUAAUCCUUCCAAAGAAUUCGAUAUAGAUCCGCCGCUGCGGCAGCCUCAUCCCGCCGUAACACAUGCUUCUGUCUUCACCCCUCUCCGGUUUUCUACCCGGAAAGCACUUUCAUAUCUCCAUUGAUCGGUGACAUUAUUCUACUCUAUCCAUACAUUCAGAUCUUGUUUGUUGGGUAGCCAACCGACUGCGAGACUCCAAUUCUGUCGGCUUCAACGUACCCAUUCUUCAACUCGCCGCGGCUGUGGGGUAAAGUAUUCAAUCUUAUCGGAACCGUCGCAAGGCACAAGUACUACCGUCGUCCCACUCUCCCCGACUUAUACACCUCAAAUCCCUUUUUAGGAACAAUCUAUGGCCGAUUGUAUAUUGUCUCCAUUCCGAUCCUCAUGAACCAGGACUCAUCUUUCGCCCAGGAUGGGUCGCCAGUCAAUGGUGCCACAAAAAACCCCUCCGCAUCCAACGUCCCCCGCACUCUCGAAGAAGUAGCCAUUGAGCUUCGAACAAAGGUGUUCGAUUUGUUGGAACUGCAGACAAACGAUGAACUAUUACAGAAUCUGCAGAAACAGAUUCGUAUAUCAAUAGAAGUGAUCGAAGAGUCGUUUAGGCGGUAUCGACCCGAAGAAUUGUCGCUCUCAUAUAACGGCGGAAAAGAUUGUCUCGUCUUGCUAGUCCUGAUCUUAGUCUGCCUCCCUUCGUCGACAUCGACAUUUUCGAAAUUCCCGGAACGCUUACAGUCGAUAUUUAUAAUCCCAUAUGACUCAUUCCCCGAAGUCGAGGAGUUUGUCGCAACUUCCACCAGAGAGUAUUUUCUUGAUUUGACUCGUUAUGUGCUCCCUAUGCGGCCUGCACUGGAACUUUAUCUGAAGGAGAGGCCGAAUAUUAAAGCUAUAUGGAUUGGCACGAGACGAGUUGACCCGAACGGUGGGCAACUUACGCAUUUUGAUUAUACAGAUAAAGGAUGGCCUCAGUUUAUGCGGAUACAUCCUGUUAUUGAUUGGCAUUAUGCAGAGAUUUGGGCUGUAAGUGAUUUUCUUUUGCUUCAAGGACCCCCGGCUAAUUAGAAGCAGUUCAUCCGCCAUCUGGGUUUAGAUUACUGUCCUUUAUAUGAUAGAGGCUUCACCUCGCUCGGAGGUGUUAGCGACACCCAACCGAACCCUGCCCUCGCAGUCGCAAAUGAUCCAACACAAUUCCGACCUGCCUACGAGCUCAAAGAAGAUAACGAAGAGCGUCUUGGCCGUGACCGAUAAUAAGCGAGCGUCUCUUCAGAAGCUCGCUCUAUGUAUACAUAACGGGUACAUUGGUGGGUGCAUAUUUCCAUGGUGAUUUGGCACAUCCGGCUUGGUGUAGAGGGAGAGGUGGAAUAUACUCCAAGCGCGAUUGACAGGACGAGGUAUUGGAUUCAGAACGGAAAGGUUACCUUCCGGUAUAGAGGGUCAAAUUAUAACAAGAGUAUAUGAUAGAUAUUUGUGACUUCUCUUAAUCUUGUAAGAGCCGAUUGUUCAUAACUGCGUCCUCGAGCCACGUGUAGGGUCGGAAUUGAGUGAGGCAGGAAAUGUCUGGGAGUUCUAUGGUGCUCGGACAACAUGCGUCGCAGAAUACUUCCGGACAUAAUGCAAUCAAAUUCAAUCAAUCAACUUGAAGGACGCAAAGCAAUUAUCAGGAU